GGGGGGGUGUUUCCAUAGCAACCAGAGGGAGCCUAGCCCAUGUCUUACAUAGAUAAGCCUGAAGCCUGUACAACUCUAGGCAGGAGAGGCCCCAACCUUGACUCAGCAAAAAACGGAGGGCUCAACUUAACUCAGUGAAAUAAGGCCGCAAAGGUUAUAAACAUGUAUUUGAUCUGCACCAGGAGAGUGCUAAAUAUUGUGAGCAUAUUUUUUACAUAUAUUAGAAAAGUUGCUUAAAUAUAUUUUUUGAUGUGUGUAUUUUUGACAUGUGUUAGGAGAGUUUCUGUUAUAAACAUUUUGUUUUUAACUUGUAUUAGAAGACUUUUAAGUGUGUGAUAACUUUUUGUGAUGCAAAUUAGUGUACAAGUUGACACAUGACGUGACGUAGACAGAUAAGGAGAGUAUAAAAACUGGCGCUGUAGAUUACUCAGUGCCAGGUGUGUGGAUUGGAGGCAGCCAAUCCACUGCAGAACGCCACCCUGGCGACGGGUGGACUCAGAAGCUGUAGGUAGCUAGUCUUAAAGCAAACGCCAAGCUAAAGGUACCCAGCUGAGGCGAGUCCAAGACGUGGACGGUAACCAGCCCUGAUGCAAGCAAAGAAAGUCAACGCUAGCUGCACAUUUUAUCAAGGCAACCUUCAGAGACAGGGACCCUUGGGAAGCCACGCUGACAAGGCCGCAGAUCGGUGACCCCGCUCGUCUGAUCGCCCGGGAGACCCCUGACUCCUUCCCCGAGGAGACAUGGAGCCCCAGGGGCUGCUGGGAGCGGGGGGAGAGGCCGGGAUGCAGGGGCUGCUGGUGCCCAGCCCGCAGAGCGAGGCCGUCGCCCACGAGCUGGAGGAGCUGUCCCUGCAGCCCAGCCAGAACCUGCCGCCCCUCAACGAGCGCAAGAACGUGCUCCAGCUCCGACUGCAGCAGAGACGCACCCGGGAGCAGCUGGUGGACCAGGGCAUCAUGCCUCCUCUGAAGAGCCCCGCGGCCUUCCACGAGCAGAUCCGCAGCCUGGAGAGGGCCCGGACGGAGAAUUUCCUGAAGCACAAGAUCCGGAGCCGUCCGGAGCGCUCGGAGCUGGUCCGCAUGCACAUCCUGCAGGAGACCCUGGCGGAGCCCUCUCUCCAGGCCACGCAGCUCAGGCUGAAGAGAGCUCGCCUGGCCGAUGACCUCAACGAGAAGAUCGCCCAGCGGCCGGGGCCCAUGGAGCUGGUGGAGAAGAACAUCCUGCCUGUGGACUCCAGCGUCAAGGAGGCCAUCAUUGAUCCCGCAGUCGGUCAGGUGAACUUCCCCAAGACACUGGACGUGUACACGUUCGACGAGGACAGCAGCGACGCCUUCUCCCCCGAGCAGCCGGCCAGCCAGGAGUCCCAGAACUCAGCCGCGUCCCCUGGGGAGGCCAAAGUGGUCGAGGCCUCGUCCCCGCUUCCAAACUCCACCCUGCAGUACUACCCUCUCAUCUCCCAGCCCACACCGCAAGACUUCCUCAAGCCUGUGUCCACCAAUGAGCCGCCGAUUAAUCGCCAGCCGGUCGCCUCUCAGCCAAUCACCACCACUGCGCCUUCAAAGCCGGGGCCAACCCUUGUGAAGCAGAGCCAGCCCAAGCUGCCCGGAGACAAGAGCCGCAGCAAGAAGGGCAAGGAGGCCAAGCCGCGGGUGAAGAAGCUCAAGUACCACCAGUACAUCCCCCCGGACCAGAAGCAGGAGCCCAGCGAGGCGCCCAUGGACUCCUCCUACGCCCGCCUGCUGCAGCAGCAGCAGCUCUUCCUGCAGCUGCAGAUCCUCAGCCAGCAGCAGCAGCAGCACUACAACUACCAGGCCAUCCUGCCCGCCCCGCUCAAGCCGGUGGCUGAGGGGCAGAGUGCCCCUGCCAACAGCACGUUGCCCACCUCCAUUGUGGUGUCGCUUCCUACAGCUGCCCCAGUGCGGCCCAACAGCACGCUGACCAACCGCAAGCCCGGCCCGCUGCCCGCCAACCUGGAGGAAAUGAAGGUGGCAGAGCUGAAGAUGGAGCUGAAACUGCGGGGUCUUCCUGUGUCCGGGACCAAGACGGACCUCAUCGAGAGGCUCAGGCCUCACCAGGAGGCCUCCAACGGCACAGCGCCCCCCGCUGGCCCCGCAGUCAGCGCCCUGCCUUCUGUUGCCAUGGAGGUGACGGCCUCCCCGGGGGUCCAGCAGCUGCCCGCCGUCCAGCAGGCGGCGCCGGAGAGCAUGAACUCCACGCCCCCGGUGUCGCCGGUGCCCUCCGAUCUCUCCUGCAUGAACUCGGAGGAGGCGGGGGGGGCGGCGGAGGGCUGUCGGCAGGCCCCACCCGGGGCGUCGCCGCGCAGGCCGGUCCCCGAGGAGAAGGACCGGCGCCUCCACGAGAAGGAGCGGCAGAUCGUGGAGCUGAUGCGCAAGCUGGAGCAGGAGCAGCGGCUGGUGGAGGAGCUGAAGAUGCAGCUGGAGGUGGAGAAGAGGAGCCAGCAGGGAGGCGCGCCCCCCUCGCCCGGCGCCCCUGCCCCCGUGAAAGAGGAGAGCCGGGUGUCCUCGAGCUGCUCGGCCCCCUGGGCCCCGCCCGCCGCGGUGAAGCAGGAGGACGCUCUGGCCCCCGCCCCGCCGGCCCAGCUGCCGGCCGCCGCCGGCCUGCCGCAGUUCUUCAUCAGCUCCCAGCAGGUGCCCCAGACCCUGCUCGCCGCCCAGCCGGGCACCCAGAUCCUGCUGCCCGUCUCCCUGCCCGCCGCCGCCACCAUCCAGCUGCCCGGCACUGGGGUCAGCCUGCAGAAGCAGCCAGUGCUCCAGGCUGCGGUGUCUCCUCAGGCCCAAAGCCUGAUCCAGGCCCCUGUUACCCAGCAACCUCAAAAAGCAGAGACCCCUGCACCACAGGAGCUUCCCACACAGAACCACCACAUGGGAAAGGCCUUUGCCGUGUGCGCCACGUCCGCCCCCGGGUUCCAGUACAGCCCCGGCCAGAACCAGGUGGGGGCCGAGAUCACCCAGUGUUUCCUGAACAGCUCCCCGGAAAGCAGGCCCCCUCCCCGGGCCUCCCCCAGCCAUUCCCUUCCUAAUGGGCCCAAGAACAAGCCCCCUUCCCCCUCCCAGUCCACCUUCAUUAUCCAGCCAAACGCCUUCGCUAGCCACGCCCCCAAGAGCAAAGACCCGCCCCGCUACGAGGAGGCCGUCAAACAGACUCGCAGCCUGCAGACUCCGGCCCUCACGCAGGUUCCCACAGCAACCAGCCAACAGAUGGACGACCUAUUCGACAUACUAAUCGAGAGUGGAGAGAUCCCGCCCUUCAUCCGGCAGGACACGCCCUCCUCGGCCAAGAUGCUGCCGGUGACGGCCAGCAUCACCACGCUGCCGGUCAACACGGUGCUGUCGCGGCCCCCGCCGCAGGUGCAGGUGGCACCGCCCCCCUCCCUGGCCCUGGACUCCGCCCCCACCCUGGCCACCCUGGCCUCCGACAACCAGCUGGAGGCCUUCCUGGAGGGCACGCUGGCGGGGGAGGGUGAGCCGCGAACGCUGGGUCUGAUGGAGGAGCUGCACUGCCAGCUCCUGGAACAGCCCCACUCCCCCAUGGACACGACGGAGCUGUCGUUCGCCGACGGCCCGCCCCCCACCACCUUCGACCUGCACGACGGCGCGCUGGACAACAUGGAGUGGCUGGACCUCACCAUGCCGGGCCCGGCCGGCGGGCUCAACCCGCUGGGCAUUUCCUCAGACUUCCUGGACGGCCACGACCUCCAGCUGCACUGGGACUGAGGGACCGGAGGGGGCGGGCUUUGCGCCCGGCCGGCCACGCCCUCGGAGGCCGCCGCUGGAUCUCCCGCACAAGAACGCCUGCGCUCUCGCCCACGAGCGCCUCCCCUGGCUGGGCCUGGAUGGGGGCGGGCUCUGUACAGGAAGCCCCCUGCAGGGGGCGGGCUCUAGACAGGAAGUCCCCUGCAGGGGGCUGGCUGUAGACAGGAAGUCUCCAGCAGGGGGUGGGCUCUAGACAGGAAGUCCCCAGCAGGGUGCGGGCUAUUGACAGGAAGCCCCCAGCGGCUGGCCCAGGGGCGGGGUGCUCUGCCCUGCCCUGUCCUGAUAGGUCCACUAGACAGGGUUGUUCCACCAAAGGGGGCCAUAUCCUCUCUCCUAGAGAUCCCAGUAGGCUCAAAAUGGGAGCGUGAGCAGGGCUGGGAACAUUGUGUGGCAGCAUUUUUGUCUCCUGUUCCCACUUUUCCCCUGAGGGGUGUUCAUCAGUACAGCCCUAAUCAUUCAGAUGGAUCUGCCCUCCUCGGGGCCCGAGGGCACGGCUGUGCUUCUGCUCUCUCCGCCGGUGCCAAGCAGAACUGGGCAUGCCGUCAAACAGAUGGGAUCUCUCUAUCUCCCCCAUCUCUUUAUUUCUGGCCCGAACCGAGCGCUGCCUCCUCCUCUCGAGCCUGGAGACCGCAGCCCCUCCUCCCUCCCCCCCCCCCCCCCCCCCUUCCUUCUACCAAUGACGGCUCGCCGAGACAUAUGGGACUGAUAUUAGCUUAAGCAGGGAGGGCUUUUAAACACAAACUGUCCUUAAGAGACUUCGCCCUGGUGACUGUGAUCUGCUUCACGGCGCUCCGAGCGCAGAGAGCAGCGGUUGGUUGCGUCCGCGGGGCUGUGGUUCAGCGGCGGCGCGCUACAUAGCGCUCCCCUGGCUGUGUGAACCACCGCGGGGCUGUGGCAGGGGUGACGGAUGGCUGUUGUUUCUUAGCUCUGCGAAAUGGCUUUCCUCUGAUUGCGGCAGGUUUGUUUCCGAACAUACCUCAAUCAACACGGCAGACAUUAUGGCUCUGAGCUCGCUGGUUUACCUCCUGUCUUUUGUUAUUCAUUGGCAGGAAACCUGGGGGAAGGGGGAGCCUUUGCCAGUGCUUAGUACAAGGGAAUAACGGCAGAGGAGGAUAGGUGGGGGCUGGGAGACUUGGUUGAGACUCGAACAUUGAAACGGUUGUAUAUUCUUUCGCUUGUUGUCGCAUAUCUCUGAAGCAAAUUAUGUUCAUGCUAUUUUUUUAUCCAUUUAUUUUUUAUCCAUUUAAACUCCAGGGUUUGCACAACUCUACAACAUUUUGAGGGGAAGGCAGGCAAUUAUUCCAUAAUCUUUGCGAAAACACUUUUGUGUCACUUGUGCUCUCAUUACACGUCAGGUUUUAAGGGAAUCUAGUGAUAAGUGCUAUGUCCUUUUUUCAUUUCCUCACGUGAUGUGAAAGACAGGGACUGCACACCUUGACUGCACUUCAUUAAUGAAGUGAGAGCUGAUUGGCCGUCUGUUGCCUAAGAGCUCCUGAGGUCACUGCCGGAGACUCACAUCUGCUUUAAGUAUCAGGAAGAAUUUUCUUCAGCUGGUUAACGUAAGAAUCCUUUUUAACAGAGGGGCUUGUUUUAAUCGUGGUUCAUUCUUUUUUCAUCUUAUCAUGUGUCUUUGUUUUUUUUAGACGUUUUGAAACCUCUGGCAUUUAUGCAGAGGCCUCUGUAAAUGUCUUUGUAAAUUAUUAUGAACGCAGUUAUUUUUAAAGGGGCUUUUUUAAAAAUAGGAGUUUAUCUGCUGUACAGUCAUGCUGGAGUUUAGCUGGAUUAAUGCCCAGCUGGGAUAUGAUAAGCAAAUGUCACAUAUUCAGUGAUAACUGGCAUGCUGCGAUCAGUUGUGUGUGUGUCUGCACGUGCGCACGUGUGUUUGUGUGUGUGUGUGUGAGUGUGUGUGUGUCUGUGUGUGUGUCUGUGUGUGCGUGCACACUCGCAUGACUGCUAGUGUAUGUCUCUGUAGAGGGGGUUGAGUAAGCCAGAUAUUAUCAUCACUAUAAGUUUGGGUCUAUACCAUUCCUUUACUCUGGAAAGGGAUAUCAGUUAGGGCUGCCAAACAAGUGCAUGCAUCUAAUGUAAGGCAUGCGUACCAUACUUUCCUCUGUACAGGUAUAUAAAACCCUGGGGAAGGUCUCAUUUUACAACCUCGCAUAUUAUCAGUACAGCACAAUGCACGGCAAAUGAGAUGGACACUGCAAUAUGUUUGCUGAAUGCCGGCACCUCUGUCACUGGUUCCAGGCUCACCGGUGCCGUCCACGUUGGCUGCACACGAAACGCACAGAUCCGUGCUCUACCGUCGCACAUCAGCGACGGUGAACCUCAGUCUGAGGCUCUGUCCCUGUUGAAUGUUUCACAUGCGGUCUGGUUCCUUCUUCACAGACUGCUUUGCCUGCUAUUUAUUGAGCCACACGUGCUUAUUCGCUCAUUAGGCGUGAGCCUUUAGGGAAGUUCAGAAGCAUUCAGAUAGAUAUUGAUCUGAAUCUGAAUUAGUCAAGCCUACAGGCUACAAAUGCGAGGCAGUUUUUCAGGUUUUGGUUUGGAACCAUAUAGAACAAAGAGUCAAAGAUCAAAAUGAGUUUCUGUAGGAAUUCCAGUGGGGUACUGUCAUGACCAUAAGCAGCAAGAGCUGUUCUGCACUGCAGUCAUUCUGUGUUAAUAAGUGUUGACGUUUAUCACAUGGACAGAAUACCCAGGAACAAUACUGUAUUGUGAAGUCUUCUGUGUGAGUCAGUAACUGUAGCCAAGGAAUUCCAUUUGUGGUUUUUUUCUGUUGCUUUGUGGAAUUUUGCACUGGUUGUAAAUUAACCAAACAACGGUUUCAUUAGUGAUCUACUGAGAGCAUUCAUGUGGUCAUUCACAGUUCAGAACUCGGUGUAAUAUCCUUCUUUGAAAAGUGUAACACUUUAAAAUGGACAGAUUAAGUCUGCUGGUCAAAAUGUCUGUGAAUUGAACCCUCGUCUUAGGUUCAGAUUUUUUUUUUUCUUCCUGAAAAUCUUCUCUUGACUGUUCUCUCAGUAGUUUAAGUUUUUUUUGUUUUUAUUUUGGUAGCUGAGCAGAAACUCAGUUUUACACAAAGUUCAAAGAUUAGGAGUUGGGUGCUGGUAUUGGGGAAAGGGACUACUACUUUCACUGAUCAAAGCUCUUCAUGGAGAAAGCAUCAUUGGUAUAUUGCUUUUCCCUGGUAUAUUGCACGGGGAAUGACUCAAACGUUUCUGGAGAUAAGCAGUCAUGCUUAGUAUGUUAUGGCGAGGAGGAAAUCUGCAAUGCCAUGGGCUUAUCCCACUUCUGUACGUGUGCCACUGUAUAGGAGACUGCCUGAAGUCAGCAUAUCAGAGAACAGGUCUGCACACAACACUAGUGACCACUGUGUAGUGACUUGCAAUAGAAGUGUCCACAACUGGCUGUUUAACUUCUUUUUAACCAAAUGUGGUGUAAUACAAAAGGAGAAGAUCAUGCAGUUGUUGGGUCAGGAUUGUACAGAAUUAGGAGAGGUAUUAUACCUCCAUCUAGUGGUUGCCUAUAGCACUUUGGAAUUCAGUGUUGAGCAUUUUUUUGUUGUUGCUGACACACCUACACUUACAUCUUAAUAGAGCAUAGCACUAUCUCUGAAACCAGUUUUAGGAAGAGAAACAAAGAUGUCCGCUUUAUCUAAGAGUAGGUAUUGCUUAAUUGCUCAGCCAGUUUUGUUGAUGGGUGUUUGUUCUGGGCUUGGCCCCGCCCUGCCAGUGACCGCGUCUGUGCGUUCUCUGCGCUUUGACCCCAGUCACACCCUUUCCUCUCCUGCCUGCAGCUGAAUAGGGUGCGUGGGACCGAUGCCAAAUAGAUAGUGUCCUUACCCCGGCACUGCGUCCCGUCACAGGAAACCAAAUGGCUUGCGUUUGUGCGGUGCUCAGUCACAGCUGCGUCACCCCAUCCAGGGGCGGGGACGGGUGCUUCUGGCGACGCCGCUGUCGUGAAGAGGAAGGAGAGGCGGGCUGUGGCCGUGACGGAGCCACGGUAAGGCCAAAGGGGCCAGGGGUCCUGACAGGGGGUCCGGCUGGCCGUGUGGACUAACAGGGCACUGAGAGGGUCACAUCAGCAGCCAGCGCCCUGACAUGUUGCCAAAGAGGGCAGUACACUACUGAAUGCCCUUUAAGUACUUUUACACAAGCAAUCAUUUUGUUUCAAAAACGCAUAUGUGUAAUGGAGUUUUUUUUGUUGUUUGUUUUUUCAGUGGGACAGUGAAGAUGUAUAUAGUUUUUAAUGUCUUUUUAAAUGUGUGUACCACUUGACACUCUAGUAAGCCAACAAAAAAUGGGGGAAAAUAGCUAAAGGCAUCCUGUUUCUGUUGCGCCAUUUGAAAACCCAAAUUGGCUGUUAUUGUACCAGACAGUGUCUCAUACCAUGGCCAUUUUAAGCAUCUUUCUGGCUUUGGGGAAUGUAAGCACUUAAUGACAAGACGGUUUCUACUGCAGAUGUAAAUGUGGGUAUAAUUAGGCUCUGUCUCUCAUUUUAUUUGCCUCCACUCUGUUUGCUUGCAUUGAAGACCAUUCACUUCUGUCCUGUAGAAAUUGUUGCUAUCCAGUUGUCCGCUGUGUUUUUCAGGGUCUGCCACUGCUUUACGCAUUCGUCACAGAAAUAAGAGGAUGGAAAGCAGAUUUUUCUAGAAGGAACAGACGUAGGCUUGGGAAUCCGAUGCCUUCUCAUCCAGCCCAGCCUACCCCACACUUAACAGAUACUGUCCCAUUCAUUUGUUUGUAUGCCAUAUGUUUUGCACAUUGUGUAUAUAUUUAUAUAGAUGUAAUGCAUAUUUUUAUACAUGUGUAACGCAUCCAUGAGCUCUAUUUUGUAAAUAGUUGAAAUGGAUACACUGUAAGGUGUAUAUAUCUGCCUUUUGUGUUAAUAAAAUGGUGAUGUAUUGUGA
Molecule: messenger RNA, 8682 nt
Organism: Anguilla anguilla (European eel)
Lineage: Eukaryota; Metazoa; Chordata; Actinopteri; Anguilliformes; Anguillidae
Gene: mrtfba
Product: myocardin related transcription factor Ba
Exons: 16
Coding region: 741-3731 (996 amino acids)
Biological process (GO): smooth muscle cell differentiation
Source: RefSeq, a predicted model, not a curated record